AUGAAACCAUACACUCCCUCAAUAUGGCCCUGCUACGCCUCUCUGCUUUUUCUGGCCGAGCUCCGCCCGAUCUCGGCCGCGACGGUGCCGCAGUUCGUCUUUAACCCUCAUAGUGGCGGCUUGGGCGCCGUCGCGAGUGAGGCCGUGGAGUGCAGCAAAAUAGGCCGCGACCUGAUCGCGCAAGGCGGAAACGCCGUCGACGCACUCGUCGGCACGACCUUUUGUGUCGGCACCGUGGGCAUGUACCACUCGGGUAUCGGCGGCGGCGGGUUCGUCGUGAUCAGAGACGCCGACGGAAACUACGAGUCCGUCGACUUCAGGGAGUCGGCCCCGGCCGCCGCAUUUCAGGACAUGUACAAGGGCAACGUCGAGGGGAGCGUCCGUGGGGGGCUGGCCGUGGGCGUGCCGAGCGAAGUCCGUGGGUUGGAAUACAUCCACAACAAGUACGGGAGCUUGCCGUGGAAGACUGUCGUCACUCCGGCUGCGCAGCUGGCGACCGCGGGCUUCAUAGUCUCUAAGGACUUGGUGCGAUACAUGGACUCUGCCAUAAAGGACCAAAAGAACUUCCUCGUGGAAGACCCCGUGUGGGCCGAGGAGUUUGCUCCGAACGGAACGCUUCUCCAGCUCGGCGACACCAUCUAUCGCAAACGCUACGGCGCCACCCUCGCCAAGAUUGCGGAAGAAGGCCCGGAUGUCUUCUACGCCGGCCCCAUUGCCGAGUCCAUCGUCGCCACCGCCCGCGCCACGAACGGCACGCUGACCCUCGACGACCUCGCCUCCUACAAGGUCGUCACGCGGCCGUCCCUGUCCACCUCGUACCGCGGCCACCGCCUCGUCUCCAUCGGCGCACCCGCCAGCGGCGCCGUGUGCCUCAACACCCUCAAGAUCAUGGAGCAGUUCGACCCUGCAGAGAGCGCCGACGCCAAGCUCGGCGUUCACCGCUUCGACGAGGCGCUGCGCUUCGCCUACGGCGCGAGGACCCUCCUCGGGGACCCUGACUUCGUCGACGGCAUCGGUCCCUUCGAGGACACCCUCCUUGACGAGGACACCGCUAGGGACAUCCGGCGCAGAAUCCUGGACAACCAGACGCACCCGGUCGAGUGGUACAACCCGCACGGGACGUACGCCAGCGAAGGCUUCGGGACGUCGCACAUCGUCACGGCCGACAGGUCGGGCAUGGCGACCUCCCUGACCACGACCGUGAACCUCCUUUUCGGUGCCCAGAUCAUGGACCCGUUGUCCGGUGUGAUCCUCAACAACGAGAUGAACGACUUCUCCAUCCCCGGCGUCCGCAAUGCCUUCGGCUUCGAGCCGUCCCCCGCAAACUUCAUCCGCGCCAACAAGCGGCCCCUCUCCUCCAUCACCCCCGUCAUCGUCGAGCACCCGGAUGGCACCCUCUACGUCACCGUCGGCGCCGCGGGAGGCUCGCGCAUCCUCAGCUCCACGGCCCAGGUCACCUGGCACGUCCUCGAGCACGGCCGCACCAUGAAGGAGGCCCUCCGCGAGCCGCGCCUGCACGACCAGCUCAUGCCCAACGUCGUCACCUUCGAGUACCCCUUCGACAACGACACCGUCGCCAGCAUGCUGGAGAAGGGCCACCGUGUCAAGUGGGUGCCCGAGGGCGGCAGCGCCGUGCAGGGCAUCAUCUUCGACGGGGGCGUCUUUGAGGCGGCGAGCGAGCCGCGCCAGAAGAACAGCGGUGCAUUCACCGUGUAG
This is a messenger RNA of Colletotrichum graminicola M1.001, 1716 nucleotides long. RefSeq names its product gamma-glutamyltranspeptidase. The record is from RefSeq and is a predicted model, not a curated record. The transcript is spliced from 7 exons. Gene Ontology annotation, cellular component: plasma membrane. Gene Ontology annotation, molecular function: glutathione gamma-glutamate hydrolase. The coding region runs from base 1 to 1716 and encodes 571 amino acids. Gene Ontology annotation, biological process: glutathione catabolic process. NCBI's taxonomy places the organism in Eukaryota, Fungi, Ascomycota, Sordariomycetes, Glomerellales, Glomerellaceae.